This is a messenger RNA of Nymphaea colorata (pocket water lily), 1629 nucleotides long. Its product is annotated as UDP-glucose 4-epimerase GEPI48-like. Gene Ontology annotation, biological process: galactose metabolic process; rRNA processing. NCBI's taxonomy places the organism in Eukaryota, Viridiplantae, Streptophyta, Magnoliopsida, Nymphaeales, Nymphaeaceae. The record is from RefSeq and is a predicted model, not a curated record. Bases 69 to 1385 code for a protein of 438 amino acids. Gene Ontology annotation, cellular component: cytosol. The transcript has 9 exons. Gene Ontology annotation, molecular function: RNA binding; UDP-glucose 4-epimerase activity.
CAGAGAACGGGAGAAAGCAGAAAGGGAAGAGAGAGAGAGAGUGCGGCCCCGGCUGCCUGUGGUGGCGUAUGAGCUGUGCCUCUUCUCAGCCUCGUCUCACUCUCUGUCCCUUUCUCCGCUCCUUCCUUCUCCCUCGCCCUCUCCCUCGUAUAAAUGGCGAACUCCCCACUCCUUCCCGCUGCCUCUGCGUUCUUAAAGGCGCUUCUCCUCUCUCUCCUUCCACCUCCUCCUUCCUCCUGAGGUUGUCAGCUCCGCGUCUUCCCUCUUCUUCUUCCUUCUCGGUGUUUUCCAAAGUUGGGUCCGUUAGGGAGAUCCACGGUCCGGGUCUGCAAGAGAUGGAGAAGAACAUUCUGGUGACCGGCGGAGCGGGUUACAUCGGUAGCCAUACCGUGCUUCAGCUCCUCCUUGGAGGAUACAGAGUCGUUGUCGUCGAUAAUCUCGAUAAUUCUUCGGAAACCGCCGUCACUAGAGUGGCCGAACUGGCGGGGAAGUUCGGCGGGAAUCUCGCGUUUCAUAAGAUAGAUCUACGGGACAAAGAAGCGUUAAAAAAAGUGUUUUCUUCUUCAAGCUUUGAUGCUGUCAUUCAUUUUGCCGGAUUGAAAGCUGUUGGUGAAAGUGUGCAGAAGCCAUUGAUGUACUACAACAACAACUUAAUCGGCACAAUAACCCUUCUGGAAGUCAUGGCGGCACAUGGUUGUAAAAAGCUUGUGUUUUCAUCAUCAGCUACUGUUUAUGGAUGGCCAAAAGAAGUACCUUGUACUGAAGAAUCUCCAUUAUGUGCAAUGAACCCUUAUGGUCGAACUAAGCUUGUUAUUGAAGAAAUAUGUCGAGACAUCUACCGUGCAGAUCCUGAGUGGAAGUUUAUGUUGCUUCGGUACUUUAAUCCAGUGGGUGCUCAUCCCAGUGGCUACAUUGGUGAAGAUCCUAGUGGCAUCCCAAACAAUCUAAUGCCUUUGAUACAACAAGUUGCUGUUGGCAGGAGAGAAGCACUAACUGUCUUUGGAAAUGAUUAUUCUACAAAAGAUGGCACUGGGGUCAGAGACUAUAUUCAUGUCAUUGACUUGGCAGAUGGACAUAUUGCUGCACUGCAGAAGCUUUUCGAUGGCUCUGAUGUUGCCUGUGAAGCAUAUAACUUAGGGACCGGAAAGGGCACCUCAGUUCUGGAAAUGGUGGCUGCUUUUGAGAAAGCCUCUGGAAAGAAAAUACCUCUUCUUAUGGCUGGAAGGAGACCUGGUGAUGCUGAAAUAGUUUACGCAUCAACAGAGAAGGCCGAACGCGAGCUGAAUUGGAAGGCAAAGUUCGGCAUCGACGAGAUGUGCCGAGAUCAGUGGCAGUGGGCGAGCCAGAACCCUUGGGGCUACGGAUCUCCUGACACCACCAACUAAACAAAAUCAGACCCGCCUUCCUCAUCCUCUAACACUGAUUUUCCAUGUAUAUGCCAGCAUUCCACAGAAAGCUGCUACAACCCGAUGGUUUUAUCAUGGAAGGGUUACCAGCAAGCACCAAACCCAAAAAAUCGUCCGUUCUUUGAGGCUGCUCUAUUGUGAUAAUGGCCCCAGUUGUCUUUAAUUUUGACUCUCAAUUAUGUUUUAACGUAAAAAAUAAAGACAAUUCCUGCUGCUACUCAAA